CUCUUCUUCUCCCCUCCCUCCUUCUACUUCCCCUUCCUUCCCCCCUUUUCCCCCUUCUUCCUCUCCCCCUCCAUCUCCCUCUCCCUCUCCAUGCCAAGUUUCUGCUCCGAUGUGAUCUGUCCACAGGUCUGGGGCCCGGCCCUGAAGAUGCUGACCCUGAUGGAGCAGCCUGCCCCAAGGACCCUUUUCUUCCCCACUGUGAAGGUCGAGCCAGAAGGGGUGAGCCAGGAUCUGCUGCCCAGGGGAGACAAAGAUGGUGAGGACAAAACGGGGAAUGGAGCAACAGCAGUGAAGCAUGAAAUAGUAGACAGCAGUGAUCAGAUUUUUCGAGUAGAAGAAAAAACAGACAUGUUUAAUGAAUAUGGAAACUCUUUUAGCCCAAAUGAAGAGCCAACUUUGAAGCAGAGAAUCCUUGAUCAUAACAGUCCACUUUUCCUCCAUACAGAGGAAAAACCAAGCCUGUUUAAUGAAUAUGAAAACUUUUUCAGCAGCCAGAAUUCAGACUUAGUUGGAUUUAAUGUUUUUCCAACUAAUGAGGUACCAUACAACUGUCAGAAGCGUGGGGAACACUUUGUUACCAUGUCUCACCUCACUCAAUACCAGAGCAUUCACAGUGGACCAGGACGUUUUGUAUGUUAUGAGUGUGGGAAAAGAUUUACCCGAAGCUAUCAUCUCAUUAGACAUCAGGUUAUUCAUACUGGAGAAAGACCCUUUUCAUGUAAUGAAUGUGGGAAGGCUUUCAAGAGAAAAUCAACUCUCACAGAGCACCAGAGAAUUCACACUGGUGAGAAACCUUAUAGAUGUAAUAAAUGUGGGAGAUCCUUCAGUCAAAGCAAAGACCUCUUGGAGCAUCAGAAAAUGCACACUAUUGAAAAACCUUACAAAUGUGAUGAUUGUGAGAAGGCUUUUAGUACUAGUUCAAGCCUCCUUCAGCAUCAGCUCAUCCACACGGGAGAAAAACCCUACAAAUGUGGUGAAUGUGAGAAAGCCUUCAGAAAUAACUCAAGCCUCCUUCGGCAUCAGUUCAUCCACACAGGAGAAGAGCUCUACAAAUGUGAUGAAUGUGGAAAGACUUUGAGUAAUCGUUCAAGUCUUUUCCAGCAUCUAAAAAUUCAUUCCGGAGAGAAACCCUAUCAUUGUAAUGAAUGUGGGAAAGGCUUUAUUCGUAACUCAUAUCUCAUUGAACAUAAGAGGAUUCAUACAGGGGAGAAGCCCUAUGCAUGUAAGGAAUGUGGAAAGACCUUCCGACGUUCUUGGUACCUCACAGAACAUCAGAGAAGCCAUGCCCCAGAGAGAGCAUAUAGAUGCACCGAGUGUGGGAAAGCCUUCAGAGAUAGCUCAUGUCACUUCCAUCAUCAAAAACUCCACACAGGAGAAAAACCCUUUGGCUGCAGUGAGUGUGGUAUGGCUUUUGGGCGCAAGUCACGGCUUCUGGACCAUCAGAGAAUCCACACUGGAGAAAAACCCUAUGAAUGUGAAAAAUGUAUGAAAAGUUUUAGCCAUCGUUCACAACUUCUUGAACAUAUGAGAACUCAUACUGGAGAGAAGCCUUAUGAGUGCAAUAAAUGUGGAAAAUCAUUUACUAGGAAUUCUGGCUUUAUACGUCAUCAGAAAAUUCACACUGGGGAAAGGCCCUAUGAAUGUAAUCAAUGUGGCAAAUGUUUUAGCAAUAGUUCAUUUCUUAUUGAGCAUGAAAGAAUUCAUACCACAGAGAAACCUUACAAGUGUGAUGAAUGCGGGAAAGCCUUCUGUAAAAAAUCAUACCUCACUGGACAUCAGAUCACUCACACCAAAGAGAAACCUUUUGAAUGUAAUGAAUGUGGGAAAUCCUACAAUCGGCGUUUCCGUCUUAUUGAGCACCAGAGAAUUCACACUGGAGAGAAACCCUAUGAAUGUGCUGAAUGUGGACGAUCAUUUAGUCGAAGUGCACUUCUUAUUGGACAUCAGAUAAUUCACACCAAAGAGAAGCCCUAUGUAUGUAAUCAAUGUGGAAAAGCUUUUAGUCUGAGAAAACAUCUUGUUCAACAUCAGAGUAUCCAUAAUGAUGAGAAACCACAUAAAUGCAAUGAAUGUGGCAAAGCCUUUAGGCACAAAUCAACAUUUCGUGACCAUCAGAAAGUUCACACCGGCGAUAAACCCUGUAAAUGUAACGAAUGUGGGAAGUCCUUUAAUCGGACCUUUCAUCUUAUUGAACACCAACGGACUCACACUAAGGAGAAACCCUAUGAAUGUAAUGAGUGUGGGAAGUGUUUCAGCCGAAGCUCAGUCUUUACCCAGCACCAGAAAAUUCAUAGUGAAGAUCAUAAACCCUUUGAAUGUAGCGAGUGUGGAAAAUCUUUCACUCGAAAUUCAGUCUUUAUUAAACACCAGAAAAUUCACACAAAAGAGAAUAAACCCAACGAAUGUGGGCAAUCCUUCAGUCAAAAUUCAGUCUGUAUUCAACAGCAAGAAAUGCAUGCUAAAGAGAAUCUAGAUUAAUGAAGAGGUUUUUGUUGGAAUGUCACAGCUAUUUCAGUAUUGGAUAUUACACUUGGGGAGAGGUGGUAAUGGUGAGGAAAACUUUUGUUAGACCUCAAGCUUUAUUUGGUACCAGUGGGUUUACUAGGAUACAAACUAGAAGUGCUAAUGGAUGUAAAUUUAAAUUAUAAUUAAACUUAUCAAAGACUA
Messenger RNA from Antechinus flavipes (yellow-footed antechinus), 2667 nucleotides. Its product is annotated as zinc finger protein 260-like. Gene Ontology annotation, molecular function: RNA polymerase II cis-regulatory region sequence-specific DNA binding; DNA-binding transcription factor activity, RNA polymerase II-specific. Bases 91 to 2478 code for a protein of 795 amino acids. Lineage: Eukaryota; Metazoa; Chordata; Mammalia; Dasyuromorphia; Dasyuridae. The record is from RefSeq and is a predicted model, not a curated record. The transcript is spliced from 2 exons. Gene Ontology annotation, biological process: regulation of transcription by RNA polymerase II.